This is a messenger RNA of Emericellopsis atlantica, 1936 nucleotides long. RefSeq lists its product as uncharacterized. The transcript has 4 exons. The record is from RefSeq and is a predicted model, not a curated record. The coding region runs from base 1 to 1872 and encodes 623 amino acids. Lineage: Eukaryota; Fungi; Ascomycota; Sordariomycetes; Hypocreales; Bionectriaceae.
AUGGCUGACGAGCCGAGUGCAACAGAUAUCGCAUCUACCAUCGGGACCUGGCUAGGCGUCGGCCUGGCUCUCUUUGCCCUCAUUGGCAUCGUCGGGCCUGUCCUUGCCAUCGACUCCCUAACAAGGCGUGUAGGCGACAGCUUUGGUUAUGUCAGUCGAGGUGUCUGGGCAGGCGGUCAACGCCGCCUUCUUCGCCAGAUCCGAGCGCCUUUGCUCUACAAAGAGCCAGAUCUCCGGGAUGCCAAAUUCGCCCUGGAGCCCUUUGAGUUCGAGGCUGUUCCCACUCGGGGUACUCCAUCCAGGAUCAAGAUCAGGAGCCAAGCUGAUGGCGUGCCCUCUGCAAAAACUUCGUCUGGAUGGGUGCAGUUCGGAAGCGUGAUCGAAGGCUAUAACGUCCCAAUGUCGACGGGAGAUAGCCUAGUGAUUAGGGAUGAAGAGGCACUUCUUCCUGUCAACACCUCAUGGCUUCAGCUCACGGGACUCCUCGGUCGAUACGGUCCAUGGCAAGAUAAGGGAAGACUGCCAUUGCAAGUUUCUCAUGGCAUCACCAGCAAUCAAGCCAAAAUUGACUCCAAGUUUAUUCGGGAAUCCUCACGCGGCAGCGACAGACACCACGUGAAUCCAAAAGAUCACGUAUUCUUCUCGCGUCAUGAACUCGACCGCAUAGGCCAUCUUGGGAAAGACAAAUAUAGGGUUGACGAUGUCCAGGAUAUCCCUAUUAGUCCUGAGGCAGCCUCUAGUCAACAGCCAAGGACCCCGGUGUUUGAUUAUCUCCCGCGGCCUGCUGAACCAAGAGCAGUGCAUUUCGAUGACUCUGAUGACGAGUCUAUAUCCGUCGAUCCAGAACACGUACCGCGUCGCCGCCUCAGACCAACAGAAACCUCCGCGGCGAAAUACAUCACACCACGACUGCGCGAUGCGAACGCCACGAACUCUGUUGAUCCUGAUCGCCCGCGAGGAUUCUGUCUCGAUGAAUGGAACGAGCGAGAGGCCGACCUCUCUGAAUUAGCCGGCGUGGUGCAUGCCGACGUGCCUGAUCUGCAGGUCCUGUCACUGCAAGAGAUCUCGCUCAGCACCGAGGACGUACGAGAUAUCAACAAUGCAGACGGAGGCACAUACCAUGAGAGGCAGAGCGAGUGGGUCCGCCUCGAGGAAGCCUACGACGGUCGAAGACAUCUUCGUCGUGAAGAUGCGCAAUUCAUCGGCCUUGCUCUUCUUGACCUCGAGCUGAGCCCACAUGGCUAUCUCAUGUCCGGUGAGCCCUCGGCUUGCCGAGCCCUUAUCUGCCAGGCCGCAUCUUCAUCCUUGCCACAACUCUUGGCGAGGAUCAUGGGGAGCAUUGACGCGCUAGGCCUCGAAGAAGCCGUCAAGGAUCCUCUGAAAACAGCGUCACGAUCCUUCUAUGAUCUCACCCAGCUGAUUCGGUCGACAAGGAAAUACUACUCUGCUUUGCACGCCCUAAAUCUUGCCCUUCAAGACGCGACGCCAACCUCUUCAACCAAAGAGACAACUGCACUCACAUCAAUAGGCUGUGUCAUGCUGACAAGUCCAGAGUUCCGCUCUCUCAUCGCUCAGUCGGCUCGUCUUCUCUCAGAAGGCCUCGACGGCUCAGUUGUCGUUGAUCUAGGCCACGGUGCGAUUGAGAUGCCGACAGUUAUGAACUUUGUAGCCAAGUUUCCGAUCGAUACUGACAGGCUCUUUCCUGAUGCUGCAUCAGAUAUGUUAUCGGGGACGGUGACGAUUCGUUUAGCUAGAGCUCUUCUUGCAUGCUUGAGGGCGGCCUUGCGAAGCGCCAUGUUUGACACAGCCUUGGACUCGGUUCCUCUGUUCGAGGCAGUCCGGCGGCUGGAUGAAGUUGUCUUGCUAGGUUGAGACCGAGAUUUUUCAUAGUUCUAAUUGUAAAGGGGAAGAGCGGAGUUUGUUCACUGCUGCAACC